This is a messenger RNA of Lodderomyces oxycetoniae, 516 nucleotides long. RefSeq lists its product as uncharacterized. Lineage: Eukaryota; Fungi; Ascomycota; Pichiomycetes; Serinales; Debaryomycetaceae. The transcript has a single exon. Gene Ontology annotation, cellular component: cytoplasm; myosin II complex. Bases 1 to 516 code for a protein of 171 amino acids. Gene Ontology annotation, biological process: mitotic cytokinesis; actomyosin structure organization. Gene Ontology annotation, molecular function: cytoskeletal motor regulator activity; myosin heavy chain binding. The record is from RefSeq and is a predicted model, not a curated record.
AUGCUGCAUUUAAGCUCGUUAUCUUUUGCUCAGAAAACACAGAUCAAAAACGUCUUUACGUUGAUUGACGGCGAGUCGCGAGAUUCCAAAAUAACUCUUGAUGACCUUGAAAAGAUAUACUCAAGUAUUGGGCUAGUCCUGCCAGAUAGCACGGAAUUGAGAAGUAUGUUGACAAUAGACGGUAAAGACUACUCAGAGAGCGGGAUAAGUUUUGCCCAGUUUCUGAAUAUUAUGGCUAAAGAGAUACUGAAUCAAGAAGAAAAAUCAAAGGUUUUCAAUGCUUUACAAGUUUUUCUAGUACUGGACAAUUAUCAACUGUACAAAGGAGAAUUACAGGUAGAUGUCAACAAACUAAGAGAUGCAUGCUGCUCGAUAAGCGUCGAAAUAAACGGUAAAAACAAAAUAUUGGCACGUCAAGAUUUUGACAAAUCAGUGAAAGGGUUCGUGCUGGAAACGAUGGAUGGGAAACAAGUAUUACUAGCAUCAAAAUGGCUAGAUGCAUAUCUUGAUGGUUAG